Messenger RNA from Phoenix dactylifera (date palm), 1004 nucleotides. RefSeq names its product GTPase activating protein 1-like. NCBI's taxonomy places the organism in Eukaryota, Viridiplantae, Streptophyta, Magnoliopsida, Arecales, Arecaceae. The record is from RefSeq and is a predicted model, not a curated record.
AGGCAAAAUGUGGCCAUAUUCCCCCAGUUUCGAGAUUGGGCGGUCUACCUCAAUUUCCUUCGGAUUGUCGUAAUCGAAGCUUAGUUAGUAACGCCUCGCCUCUUCUUAAUGACGUACCUAAGACGGCAUUGUGGGGGUGUUGUCGAAGCUGGACCUCGUCUCGCUCUACUCUUCUUUCUCCCUUCUAUAUAAAACAAAUAGAAGUAACCACAGGGGACAUGAGAGAGAGGGAGAGAAGGGCAAGAGAGGUAGAGAAAGAGAGGAAGAGGAGGCAAUGGUGGAGCACUUGCUUGGGCUGCUGAGAGUACGGGUGCAGAAAGGGGUGAACCUCGCCGUCCGGGACGUCCGGAGCAGCGAUCCCUAUGUCGUCCUCCGGAUGGGCAGACAGAAACUGAAGACUCGAACAAUUCAAAAAAAUACCAAUCCAGUGUGGAAUGAAGAGUUAACUCUUUCUGUCGAAGAUCCUCCUCCUCCAGUCAGGCUUCAAGUGUAUGAUAAGGACACAUUCAGCUUUGAUGAUCCCAUGGGCGAUGCGGAGUUUGACAUCCAACCAUUUCUGGAGGCUGUGAGGAUGGAUCCUGAAGGUGUUCCAAAUGGCACCAUUAUAACUAAGGUCAGACCUAACAGGCAAAAUUGCUUAGCCGAGGAGAGUCUGAUCUACUGGUCAGAUGGAAAGGUCAUUCAAGAUCUCGUCCUAAGACUCAGAAAUGUGGAAUGUGGUGAAGUUGAGCUGCAGCUGCAAUGGAUCAGCAUUCCAGGUGCGAGGGGCUUAUAAGUUUCUAUCCGAUAUCAGGCGUACUUGUAAUGUUAUGGACAGCAUUUGCUCUUAGCUUGGUUAGGAUAUGUUAAAACAGCCUUGUAAGGGAUGUGUGUGCUGUAUAUUUGUAUAUCAGGAUUAGAUGCAUGAGAAGGUAACAGCUGACUUCAGAUAUAUAUAUCUAUAAUGGAAGCUUGAGUCUUGUGUAUGAGGUGCCGUUGUAAUGCAACUCUUUGCAUGUAGCCAA